AUGGCUCUGGAUGCGCUGCAUGGCCGCAGAAGACCUCAGACUUCCCAAAAGGUUCUGGAAAAGAUCUGUAACAUUCUACGUACUGAUUCUCUGGCAGAAGUUCUACAGUGGCUGUUCCAUGCAAGUUCAAAAGAAAAGGAGUGGGUCUCAGCUUUGAUUCAUGCUGAACUGGCUGAGAUAAACUUGUUAACUCCCCUCAGAAGAAACGCCUCAGCGGAACUAGCAGCAGAGACUGGCAGGCCACCCAAAGUUAAAUCACCCUCAGAUUCACCAGCAAAAUCAGAAGUGCUAACCAGUUCUAGGGAAGGACAUCAACAGAGCAGAUUGUCAAGUCAAGGAUCUGAAGGAAAUAAGGAAGUCCUGAAAGAGGCUGAGCACAAGCUUCCACUGUUUAUAAGAAGAAAUAAGAUGAAAAUACCCAUUGCAGAAUAUUUCAGCAAGCCAAAGCCUCUUCCCAGGCCUAAAACUCAAGAGAGCAUAUCAACAAAACCAACAUAAGCAAGGAGUAUACAGCAAGGAUACAGUCUCUCUCCCCAGAGAACAUUUUAUCCUGUAACACACCAAAGGUAGAAAUUCUAGACUGGGCUAAGUCUUUCACAAACAUGAGUUUCACUUUGUUAUAACAUCAAAUUAUUAAAAACAUGUUUUUGGUAUGGAGGAAUCAGUAGCUCCUCUAUAUGUUGGUACAUGUAAAUCUCAAAGCACCUGUAUAUAAUGAUACUAAAUAAAUAUUAAGGGAGAUAAUAUUUCUAUUUGUAGUUAAAU
Molecule: messenger RNA, 765 nt
Organism: Delphinapterus leucas (beluga whale)
Lineage: Eukaryota; Metazoa; Chordata; Mammalia; Artiodactyla; Monodontidae
Gene: C5H4orf17
Product: chromosome 5 C4orf17 homolog
Source: RefSeq, a predicted model, not a curated record